Anoplophora glabripennis (Asian longhorned beetle) is the source of this 2354-nucleotide messenger RNA. Its product is annotated as integral membrane protein GPR180. The record is from RefSeq and is a predicted model, not a curated record. NCBI's taxonomy places the organism in Eukaryota, Metazoa, Arthropoda, Insecta, Coleoptera, Cerambycidae. Bases 179 to 1693 code for a protein of 504 amino acids. The transcript has 5 exons. Gene Ontology annotation, biological process: response to pheromone; G protein-coupled receptor signaling pathway.
CAAGGAUUAAGUAAAGUCGAACCAGUGAAAAUAUUGGAAUUGAACUGUGGUGUGGAAAUUCUCUGAAUCCUGAAGUAAUUAGUCGUGACGUUUUGUGGUUUUUGUGAUUUGACUAGUGUGCGUGGUGCGUGUUUUGUUAUAUGUCUACAAUGCAAAAAUUACAGUUUUUCGAACAAUAAUGUUUAAAAAAUUUAUAAUAGCGAAUGUGGUGUUGCUUUACUGUUUAUUUCAAGAAUGUCAGUGUACUCAUUUGAAAGGAACCUUUAAAUCAAAUGAAUUUUUCAAAUUCCUAAUUAAAUUUGGAUUUCAAAAAACAGAUCGACAUCAAGCUGAUGCUACACAUGGAUAUAUUUUUGGAAAUAUUACAUCCAAACAUCACUUCCCGGAUUCGAUUACUUUGGCAGUAUUGGACAGAUUAUAUUUCUUAGAGUAUUAUAAAAACAGAUUUGUAAAUGACAAACACCAGGCAUGUAAUCUUAUGUUUGGUAAUCUGAAUACAACAGCAUUCGAUCCUAAAUGUAGCCCAAAGGGAAAGGACUACUUAAGAAAAAUUCCAUGCCCCAAAGGAGAACUGUGUGAAAAUGAAGACAAUCCCUGGAACGUAGUGAAAAAUCAUCAGUUUACAUAUGUCAUACAGGAUUUCAAACAACCUUCGUUUUGGUAUGUAUCGAUGGUAGCAUGUUACCACAACAGCACAUCAUGCCAGUGGCGUUAUUACGAGAGCCACACUCCCUACGAAAUAGAAUAUGACAUUUGGCUAGUUAAUGGUAAUCCUAACAAUUCUGCCUACAGUACAUUAACAUACCAGUUCUCCUUCGAUAGACAAAAUACACUGGAACUCUAUCUCCUGUUUUGGUUGUGCUAUAUGGUACUAGUCCCCUUGCAAUGUCAUGCUGUUAAAGCUCAAAAACAUCCCGUAACAAAACUGUUCACAGCCAGUCUGUUGCUGGAUUUUAUAGCGCUAUGCCUUAUUUUGAUACAUAAUCUGAAAUAUGCCCUCGAUGGACAAGGAUACCCUAAAAUAGCUUUGACUGGGGACAUUUUUGAUAUCUUGUCUAGGACAUCUUUUAUGCUCCUACUUCUCUUGCUUGCCAAAGGAUGGGCAGUUACUAGGCUUGAACUUACUUGGAAGCCUCUAGUGUUUGCAAUUUGGCUGUGUUACGGAAUCGUACAUAUUUUGCUGUACGUUUGGAACCUGACUGAGGUAGACAUAAUAGAAGACAUAGACGAAUACCAAACCUGGCCAGGUUGGCUAAUAAUAGUUUUUAGAUCUCUGAUCAUGGUUUGGUUUUUGUACGAGUUGCGCACUACAAUGUUUUACGAGCAUAAUACUCAGAAGUUGAAUUUCCUCUUGCAUUUUGGUGCUUCGAGUCUAGUGUGGUUUAUAUAUUUGCCCAUUUUAGCGUUGAUAGCGCUCCACGUGUCCGCUUUGUGGAGGUUCAAGCUACUGUUAGGUAUCACAUAUUCGGCCGAUUGUUUUGCUUAUUGCGUGAUGGCUCACCUGUUGUGGCCCACACGAUCCGAGCAGUAUUUCCUGUUAAAGGGGCCUUCUUCAGCGGAUCUGGAAGAGCUGGAUGAAUUCAACGAAGCCCCUCACAUUGUUAACAAUUCCUACACGUCACUGAGCAGCAUGAGCUCGCUAGACAUCUGUAGGUACGACGACCCGCCCAAGAACAAGCCUUCAAACGCAUAAAUCCAAAGGGAUUUUGUAUAUGACGUUGAUCUUAUGAUUCGGUACUUUAUAAUAUGAGAGAGUUAGGCUAAGUUUGAAAGUGUGACAGAGUAAUUCGUGUGUUGUGAUAAAUUUUAACUGUCUGCGAUCGCAUUGAACAAAGUAUUUUAGGAAUUGCUUCACUUUUGAUUAUCGGGGGGUAGGACGUGGGUGGGAAGUUACGGCAAAGUUGUUUGUCGAGAAAUCACGCUUAGGUAUUUAAGUCUUGUUUUUACAAGGAGGCUUAUUUGCCGUUUUAGUAGUAAGAUGAGGUUUUAUUUUUUUUAACUGUUUAUAUUUUAAAAUAGAGGAUAUGGUUAAACUGGGGGUAGCUCGUAACAUUUAGGGUGAUAUUUUAAGUUUUGAAAACAAAAUAUAAAACUUUAGUUUGAGGGGAUUGGAGUAUUUUUUUUAAGGAAUGAUUUUGCUCACAAGUUUGAACUUUUUUCGUAGUAGAUCAUGUCGACUUAAAAUCUGCAAUUUGGUAAAAUAAAAAAUGCGUAAUUUAUUUUAAUACAAAAGUAAAAUAUUACUCUACGUGUUAAGCUGUGUAAAUAUUGUAUAUUACAUAUUAUUAAGGAUUAAAAAUGUAUAUAUAGUAACCUCUUGAUGUUCACAUUGAGAAUAAAUAUAUUGGCACAGA